AUGGUGUGGGUAUCUUUCGAGGCAAGUAUGGCCGACCUGGAACGAAUGCAGGGGCCAGCUGAAGUUGUUCUCGACGAGGCAGCCAAGAUACUCGGAAUCGACCUGGAGCAGACCAUUCAACGUAGCUUUGUUGGACCGUUCUCCAAGACGACGUUCGGCUCACAAGGUUUCAAAGAACAGUGGGUCUUGCGCUGGCUCUUGAGGAAGCUGAAGUUGGGUGUGCCAGAUUCGAAAUCCAAUGGUGCUGCUGAAGAAGCUCAGAGAAGUUUCGCAGCCAACGCCAAGUUCUGGUCAUUACUUCUCAGCCUGACGUGCUCAAUUCCUAGUGAUGUAUGCUCCGAAAUCCUCUCGGAGCGACACUUCUACGCAGCGCUCGCCGACAUGAUCCGAGAAGUUCUUGUCCACCAGGGACGUGGAUUGACGACGUUUGAUGCUUCUACCACAGACUAUGAUCAUGAAGGUCCACCGACCAAGAAAAGAAGACUCUCUCCAGCAUCCGACCAUCAGCAAAAGGGCGCAGUUGAGCUCGACAGGACCAUUUGGAUUGCUUCACAUGCCGCGUGUCGUUGCGUCGAUCUCUUCAGUUCCUCGUCCUCAGACGUCGCUGCGUCAUCUCGUCAAGCUCCUUUAUGGACCGGUAGCCUGCACACCCAAUCUACCUUGCUUGGGGUUUUGCUCGAGUCGAUCGUUUCUAUUGUACGACACGGCUCUAGAAUCCCAGACAAAACUCUAGUUGCGGCUAUGCUUAAUGCUACGCUUUCCUUCUGGGAAAGCAAUGUAUCGGUUAGCAAUUUGAAGGACGAUGAGCGGCAACAAGCCUUCGCCUCCCAUUGCCUAAUACCCUGUUUAUCUCUCCUUGACCAUCUAAUGGAUGCCCGCUUCAACCAGACGCCCUUGAUGCCGUCAAGGACUACACUGGAGCGCCUGAUCGCAGUAAAUGUUGUCUUCCCUCUGCGCACAACAUUCAGCGAGCAAUUCACAAAGAAAUGGAGAGCCACGGCCGACAUUCUUCUCUAUGAACAGAUGGAUACAUUACUUCGGGCUUAUAACCGUCAGGCCCGACCCUCUCAGGAUGGGUCUGAUGUCUCGCAGGUGGUAUCUGGAUCAUCCGUGCAGAGGUCCUCGUGGAUUAUCUUUGAUGUGGCUGCGCGAUCGAUCUCAUUUACGGACCUUAGGAGGCGUCAGCAAGAACAACAUUAUCUCGACUCUUUGUUAAUAUGGCUGGUUCAUGUCACCUGGCCACAUAUCCCUCGUGUCACUUCAACAGGAAUCCUUCGCCAGCAGUUCGCCGAGGACCAAAGCGCCUGGGUGUCUCCGUUGGAGCUUCUUCUCGAUGUCGCUCGCUCACGAAGGCUGCACAUCUCAAUACCCAUCGUCAGCUACAUCCUUCAAGCCGUGCUGGAUACUGACUCUCAAUCCGCGCCUUGGUCGCUUUUGGUCAAAGUCAUCCAACUGGACUCGAAUAUUUUAGUUCCGGUUUCUACUGCGCUUGCCUCGAGGACCUUUCUCAGUCAAGUCGUGAGUAGAAUUGAAUCCAGCACUGUCACCAGGAGCGAGUACGACUUACUGCGAGAUCGGCUUAUUCUACCUUUGAUGCGCGACUGUGCUCGGUCGAGGGCCUAUGGUGUAUUUGUCGAGGCGUGGCAACAAUGCCUGGCAGAUUCUAUACGGACUCGCUACACGUCGAAGUACAGUCAAGACGAAAUCCCGGCUAUGCUAGUGUGGGAGGAUGAUGAUGUAUUCGAUGAGUUCAAGACGCUCAGCGUGCUUCAUGCACCACCAGGUCUGGCCUCGCGAAUGCUGGAAGACGUGGUCGAAUCCGUCAAGGGGCUAGGAGACAAAAUCGGAUCUACGACUGAAGAGUUCGCAAAACUGGCUACCUUCUCAGCCUUGCUGGAGAGCACAUAUUCCAGCGGUGAACAGCUAGGACUCUCUAUGGAUCAGCUGGCUUCUCUCUUGUUCGGGGCCGUGGAUGUUCUGCGUCGGAAGUCUGACUUUCAAGGUCAACGCUGGAGGUUAAGAAAGCUUAUACGACUGCUCGUCGAGUCCGCGGGCUUUGAAGCGCUCCCUCCCUGGGUUGAUUCUCUCUUGGAACCUAAUUGCAAUUUUGUUUCCUUGAACAGCGCAUUCUCCUUCGAUCCAGACCACACUCGAACGCAGUCGGGGAAAUUCCUCGAGUGCCUUGAGUGCUUCACUCUUGUUGUUGAGCUGGCUGCCAAAUCACGACGUUUCGUGUCCAAGAUGGAGGUGGAGAUGCAUCACCUGCAAGAGAAAGCCGCUCAGAUGACAAACAGACCGCAUUUGUGGAAUGGACGCGACGUGGAGUGCUGCGACGUUGAGGGACUUGUGAUAGCAUGCAUUGGCAGGCUGUUGCAGAGACGUUCGGUUUUCUCAAUGUACCCGGAUGUAUUCCGUCAGUUCAUCGGCGACUGUGUUGAAGAAGUAACAAAAUCUCCGCCAUCGAAGCUUGCUGAGACACCUUCACCGAAUCUGCUUGAUCUCUGGAUGGCCGUGCUGCAAGACGACGCGGUCGUUUGUGCUCCACUCCUUCGAAAAACCCUUUUGGAAGGUAUCACUGCUGCGCUCCCGUCAGGCGAAACUGAUUUGAUGGUAUGUAGAAGUGUUCUCGAAAGUCUCGGUAUUGAGACGAUGGGCAGAGUUUCGGUGGACAAGCUCGCCAACGGAAUGCGCGACCGAUUGUUCCAGAGUAUUGACAGCCCAACGCGGGAUUCGAUUGCCAAAGACAUGAGUUAUCUGAUUUACCUGGACACUCUGUUUCCCGGAAUUUUCAUCAACACAAAGCACUUGGACGAAUGGUGGAAUUUGUCAGCUACACAAUUCGAGUUCAAACACGCAGACCCCUCUCCACUUGCUGCGAUAAAAAGAGCUCAUCUGUCGAAUACUUAUCUGCUGGCGGUCGAGAUGCUGAAGCAAGUGCUUCAGGCGAUAUGGACACGAGCCAUUGCUCUACACAACACAACAUCUUCCACCGACCACGUUUCCUGGAUGGUGAAGAGAUUCGAAGAAUCCGAGAAGCAGUCGCCCUUGCCAGAGACUCUACCGUUCUCCUGCAUUCAGAUGCUCUUGCUCUGCGCUUUUCGUUCCACUGUCAGUGACAAGGCUAUUGUCCAAGAUCAACGGCUUCAAGAGAUGAAGAAAUUCUACCACAAAAGGACUAUACACCAUCUUGAACUGAUGUCGCAGGAACCGUUGACUCAGAAUACUAUUUUCCUGCUGAAGCUCGCUCUGGACGGUUUUGUUAGUCGCCUCGCUUUCGAGACGGAAGAGACAAUCCAGCAAGCGACCGGCAUCCUCAUAGACAAGCUGAGGGGCUUCGACCAUUCCCACGCCGAGUGUCCUUUUGCGAAGCUCAAUGGUCAAGUAGGUCUGUCGAUCCGACGCAAAUGUCUCAGCUUGGGAAUGCAGUCCGAAGCUGGGCAUGUCCAGGAGGAAGUAAGCGAAUGGCUACAGGAGCUGCUCUCCUGCGACGAUCACUCGGGAGUCUGGACGCAUUCCACAAUCAGUUCCCUUGCAGCCAGAGCCGACCUCUUUACUCGCCAAAGAGGAGCAGGAGAGUGGUCGAUGCUGCUUCAAGUCCUCCGUCAAAAGAGCCAGGACGCUUCCUGUCAACCCACAUGCGCUGUCGUAGUGGCUUCAGUGCUGACACAUGUCAAGCAACAACACAUUGCACAAUAUCCAUGGCUGGCCCAGGAACUUGCAGAAGUUGCAUCGCUGCCCAGUCAUGCAGAGCAGCUACAGGAAGUAGGGCUAGCACUUGCCUUGGAAAAUUGCAAACAAGUGCUUGAGCUUCACCCUGUCGUUAUCAACCAAUCGACCCUUGACCGAUUACUGUCGUCUCUCCGCAUCGUCGCCUCUUCCACAACCGGAACUGCACAUGCAAAGGAUGUGACCAAGCUAGAGUCCAUGCCCUCUGCGGGACACCUAUACGACCGGCUAUGUGUCGUGGUCGGAGCUAUACUUGGAAGACACCGCCGCCGCCUUUCCGACCGUUACCAUUUGUUGCUUCCUGUAUUACAAGCUCUUUUACGGUGCCUUUUCUGGCCCGGAAAGAAAUCCGUUAAGAGUCAUCGAGGCACGGCGGUAAAGACUCUGGUCACAUUCGGCAAAACUCUGCCGGGAUGGGUGCGGGACUCUAGCGGACCUCUGUCACUUUCCUCAGCAGAUCAGAUAUCGAGAUUGUUGUCGUCGGUAUGCAAUCCAACGGUAUCAGCAGCACGGUCAUCCAACAAGAGGCGCAACGAGCUCAAUGAUGAGGUGAAGAAAGCACGGAAGUUGGCAGGCGAGCACAUGCAGUAUCUUGUCUCAGAAUAUUGCAGAUGCUUCCUAGACGGCCAGAUAGUGCCAUCGACGAAGGACCAAUUGAUGGCAGGCAUGUACAGAGUCUUGGAUGCGAUUGAUAGAGACAUGUUAAGGGCGAUGAACGCCGGCAUGGAUCCGAGCACCAGGGCAGUCUUUAAGAACCUGUAUGAUGACUACCACAGAUAUGGGAAAUGGGACAAGAGCUAG
This is a messenger RNA of Cladophialophora carrionii CBS 160.54, 4527 nucleotides long. RefSeq lists its product as uncharacterized. The transcript is spliced from 2 exons. NCBI's taxonomy places the organism in Eukaryota, Fungi, Ascomycota, Eurotiomycetes, Chaetothyriales, Herpotrichiellaceae. Gene Ontology annotation, cellular component: nucleolus. Bases 1 to 4527 code for a protein of 1508 amino acids. Gene Ontology annotation, biological process: ribosome biogenesis. The record is from RefSeq and is a predicted model, not a curated record.